Molecule: messenger RNA, 2724 nt
Organism: Lolium rigidum
Lineage: Eukaryota; Viridiplantae; Streptophyta; Magnoliopsida; Poales; Poaceae
Exons: 7
Coding region: 1-2724 (907 amino acids)
Source: RefSeq, a predicted model, not a curated record
AUGGGGGCCGUGGAUUUGGACUCUGGAGAGGAGAGGGAUUCCAAGGAGGUGGAGGAAAGCUCACCGGAGGAGCAGGACCCGCCGCCACCUUCUCCCUCUUCCCAGUUGGCGUGCUCAGUGGCGGGCAAGAGCCACACAGAGGAUCCGCUUAGCCACUACCAGUCGCCCACCAGAAAUAGGCCAUCUGAUGACAUGUGGGAGUUGUAUUUUCAAUUCGAUGGUGCGAAGUUUGUGCAAAUCAGUAUGCCCCGUAGUGACAUUAGGUUUCUGAAUUUACUGUCUGUCAUGGAGAAGGAAGGAUACGGCAUGUGUGAUUCCUUGUACUAUGUAAAAGAUGAAGGGGAGGGACUGAAUGGCCUUGCUCUGGUUGAUAGAAAUUUGAAGGUGGAAGAAAUGGUUAGGAAGUAUGAACAUGCUAGGAAAUUGGUUCUGACAGUCAUGAGGGACAAGAGAAAGCUAUCAAUUGUGGUUUCUCCAGUGAAGCCCUUUGGGAGAGGCAGAUCACCUGAUGAAGAUGAAGUGGAUGAAGAAAAGACGAGAAAAGAGGCAGAGGAACUUCAGAAGACAGUAGCUGAGUUGAGGAGGAAGAGAACUGAUCCUUUGGAGCACUGUGAGGGAGAAACUGAUGUUGAAGACAUAUUUGACACUCCAUCUGUUAAUUAUGAAGACAUGUUGUCACAGAUGCCAGUGAAGAAGAAACCCAGGAGGCAGGGCCUGAUGGGCCCUACUCUGAGAUCACACUCCCAACUAGAGGAACCUGUCAAGGAUGAAUGGGCUCCAUCUGAUGAAGAAGAUGGCCUAGGUUUUCUUGCAGAGGAGGAUGAUGAUGGACAUGAGUCUCUGCCAUUCAUGCAGCCAAAGGGAAGAAAAAGCAGGGCCAAGAAACAACCAGAGAGGACAUGGUAUGAUGAAAACAGGUAUAUGUGUGCUGCCAAGAUCAAGCAUGAGAACACAUUCUGCAUAAAGAAGAUGCAUUUGGAGCACAGUUGUCCUACUGAACCUAAAGAUAGCAGAGUGGAUUCUAGGUGGCUAAGCAAUGCAUAUGUCGACAAGUUCAGAUCAGAUCCCAACACUUCCAUCACAACCUUAGUUGACAAGGCCAAGAAGGAUUUUGGUGUUGAUGUCCCUAAGAGGAUGGCUUAUAGAGCUAUGACUAGAGCAAGAAAUGUGGUAAUGGGAGAUCACAAGAAGCAGUACCAUAGAUUAAGGGAUUAUUUGCAAACUGUUAUUGACAGAAACCCUAGAUCAAGGUGCAUAGUUACCACUGUCACUGGACCAACUGAAGAUGAGCUAGAGGAAAUCAAGAAAGGGCAGCAGAUAUUCAUCAGUGAGCAGCCAAGGUUCCAUGGCCUCUUCUUCUGUGUAAAUGCUGCAAAGCAAGGUUUCCUUGAUGGAUGUAGACCAUUCCUUGGCUUGGAUGGUUGCUUCACCAAGUUAACUACUGGAGCUCAUAUAUUGGCAGCAACAGGUAGAGAUGGAAACAACAACAUUUAUCCAGUUGCAUGGGCUGUUGUUGCAAAGGAAGACACCCAAAAUUGGCAGUGGUUCUUGGAGCAGCUGAAAGAGGCACUUGGUGGUGAACAGGGAAAAUUUGGCUACUACACCAUCAUGUCAGAUAGGCAGAAGGGUUUACUGAAAGCAGUGACCAUUGUCUUUCCAAAUUGUGCUCAAAGGUAUUGCCUUAGGCACAUUUAUGCCAACCUCCAAACAGCUGGUUUCAGAGGAGAAUACCUGAAGAAAUGCAUGGACAAUGCAGCCUACUCUUACACAAAGCAUGGAUUUCAUUUGGCCAUGGAAGAGAUGAAGAAACAAUCUGAGCCUGCUUGGGCAUGGCUGACAAAGAUACCAGUGCAAGCAUGGGCAGGGUGGGCCAUGGGCACCAACUGCAAGACAGAUUUAGUAGUUAACAACCUAAGUGAGGUAUUCAACAGGUAUAUUCUAGAUGUCAGGAACAAACCAAUUGUUACCAUGUUCACAGGCAUAUAUGAAAUGCAAAUGGUUAGGCAUGAUGGAAAGAGAGAAGGAGCAGACAAAGCUAGCUGGGAAAUUGCUCCUCACUAUGCAGAGAAGCUAGAAUUAAUGAAGACUUUCUCCAAGAAAUGUACUGCAAUUAGGGCAGAUGUUGGGCUGUGGCAAAAAGGAAAUGUACAUGAACAGCUAUACCCCAGUAUUCUAUCCCAUGCCCAAGAACAUGGCUGGACCAAGACACAAACCCCUGACAUAAUGCCUCCUGGGUUCAAGGACCACAUGAAGGGGAGAAGGCAGGAGAAGAGGACGAAGAACAAAUUUGAGGUUCCUAAACCUAAAGUUUCAUCUAGGAUGGCAACUGUUAGGUGUGGGAACUGCAAGCUGCAAGGACACAAGUGGACAAGCUGCUCAAUGCCUCUAAGGGCUGAUCUAUCAACUAGGAGAAUGCCAGAAGAAGCUUCAGGUGCAGCAGGACCAAGUGCAACAACAUCACCAAGUGCACCAAGACCAAGUGCACCAGAACCAAGUGCAAGAGCAGCUCCAAGUGCACCAGGACCAAGUGCAAGAGCAGCUCCAAGUGCAGCAGCAAGAUCAGCUCCAAGUGAACCAGCAAGGCCAGAUCCAAGUCAUGCUCCAAGAAUGAUGGGCUACUUCACUGCUGGUGCUAAUGCAUCAGCUGGUAGAGAUGCAUCAGUUCCUCCCCUUGCUACAUCAAGGAACUAUGGUGCACCAGGUCAAACUUAUGAAGAAAAUUAG